AUGGCACAUUCUACACCGCGCGAAUUCGCCGACGGCCCACCCCUCCCUACCGCCAGCACGCGCCCAUUACCUACGGCGGCUGAGGAGGAUGCCCCGGGGCCGAGAGGGAGGGGCAAGGGCACGGGCAAGGCCAACAAAAAGCAAAAACCGACGAAGGAGGAAGAAUACUCCGGGCGACUUGGAGGCGCGUACCAGGCGACCAUACCGGAGCGUGAGACCAUGCCAGGGUCUCGGCGUGAGGCAGCCUCGACACCGGCGUCAUCUGCAGCGGAGGCGGCUCCCUGCACGCAGAUUUGGGCUGCCGUCAAGCCCACAGCAGCCGGGGAACAUUCCAAACAAGAGAAAAAGGAAAAAGAAAUGUUAACCAUGUUCGCCUCCUGCCUGGUCGACCACUUCAAGGGCCGGAUCCCAGCAGACCGGGUAGGAGAAACACGGGCAGUGAAGGGGGGUAUACUGUAG
Ectocarpus siliculosus is the source of this 459-nucleotide messenger RNA. NCBI's taxonomy places the organism in Eukaryota, Phaeophyceae, Ectocarpales, Ectocarpaceae. The record is from the annotation of a GenBank genome assembly.